GCAGAGGGGAUGGAAGACUGAAAUUAUAGUCGCUGUAGUUUAGCAACUAACAGGAUAACUUUGGGCAUUAUUAAAGUAUAAGGAAAUUUCCUGGACAGAAUUUGGAGCUACAUUGUCAUUUGGCACAUGGCAGUUAAUGAAAGCUGCGAUGAACACGGCAGUCUUCAGUAAGUUUGAUCAGCUGCGCUUUGAAGAGAGCGGACAGAAUGUGGAGAGAACCAGCAGAAGCUAUUUAGAGGUGAUUGAUGGACAACAUUCAGAUUUACUGACAAGCCACAAAGUGAUAGGUGGCACUGAAGCUCUCAGACACAGGAGAAAUGGUGGAGGGAAGGUGCGACACAAACGUCAGGCCCUGCAGGAUAUGGCUCGACCACUGAAGCAGUGGCUCUAUAAGCACAGGGACAACCCUUACCCCACCAAGACUGAGAAGAUACUGCUGGCUCUGGGCUCCCACAUGACCCUUGUUCAGGUCUCAAACUGGUUUGCGAAUGCGAGACGUAGGCUCAAGAACACAGUUCGACAGCCUGACUUGAGCUGGGCCCUACGCAUAAAACUGUACAACAAAUAUGUACAAGGCAAUGCUGAGAGACUCAGCAUCAGCAGUGAUGACACGACAUCAGACGAUGGGGAGAAUCCUUUACAGAUUCAGGCCAGUGAAUCAGACUAUAACAGGCCCACGCACAAGAGCGUUAUUCAGGACAGCAGAGGCAAAGGGUUGGGGCGAAGUACAGACCCCUCAGUUUGUGAUGAUUAUGUGUCUCCACCAAAAUACAAGAACAGCUUGCUAAACCGCUAUCUAAAUGAUUCCCUUCGGCAUGUAAUGGCCUCGGAAAAUGUUAUGGACUCUCGGAAGAGGAACCACUCUGGAUCGUUUAGCUCCAAUGAGUUUGAGGAUGAUUUUCUCUCACCAUCAUCAGAAGCUGAGGCAAACUUCACCUACCGUACAGUGACGUUGGACUGUGGCACAAGCCAAAGCGAGAGAGGUGCUUGUAAAGGCGGCGGAGGAGGAAAUAACGAGACUUACUGGAAAGAGCUCCAUGCCGCCAUGGCCCUAACCAACCUGGCCCGAGGGAAGGAGAGCUCAACGCCGGGCACCACCAGCUGUAUCAUCCAGAAGUCUUCCCAUAUAGCAGAGAUUAAGACUGUCAAAGUGCCCAUACAACCCCGACAUUAGUGGCUAACAGACUGGACAGGGGUCUGUUACUAGGUCAUAAUUGCUAAAAGACUACCUGAACACUUUAGUAUGUACUACAUGCAAUAAUUUUGUUGAAAAUGAUCCACAACAGCCUUUUCUGGGGAAAAAAAUACAUGUUGA
Molecule: messenger RNA, 1315 nt
Organism: Sinocyclocheilus anshuiensis
Lineage: Eukaryota; Metazoa; Chordata; Actinopteri; Cypriniformes; Cyprinidae
Product: homeobox protein Mohawk-like
Exons: 7
Coding region: 137-1174 (345 amino acids)
Biological process (GO): cell development; regulation of transcription by RNA polymerase II; muscle organ development
Cellular component (GO): nucleus
Molecular function (GO): RNA polymerase II cis-regulatory region sequence-specific DNA binding; DNA-binding transcription factor activity, RNA polymerase II-specific
Source: RefSeq, a predicted model, not a curated record